Sardina pilchardus (European sardine) is the source of this 2351-nucleotide messenger RNA. RefSeq names its product 14-3-3 protein zeta/delta-like. Bases 230 to 964 code for a protein of 244 amino acids. Gene Ontology annotation, cellular component: cytoplasm. The record is from RefSeq and is a predicted model, not a curated record. Gene Ontology annotation, biological process: signal transduction; intracellular protein localization. NCBI's taxonomy places the organism in Eukaryota, Metazoa, Chordata, Actinopteri, Clupeiformes, Clupeidae. The transcript is spliced from 6 exons.
GUUGCAUUCUACAAUUGCAUUUUUUCACACAUUCACACUCAAGCGGAUCAAUUCGGAGGAACAGAAACGAACCCAUUAAGACAUUCAGAAGGACUACGAUCACCCCCUAUCUGUUCAUCGUUUGCUAGCAAGACUCUCACCCCACGCCUCCCUUUCUCCUGCCGUACCGGCCAUACUGACACUAUAGACUUAACCGCCUAAAGCAGCAUUUGCCUUUAGAAUUUAAACCAUGGAUAAAACGGAGCUUAUUCAGAAAGCAAAGUUGGCCGAGCAGGCCGAGCGUUACGACGACAUGGCUGCGUCUAUGAAGGAGGUGACAGAGAUGGGGUCCGAGCUGUCCAAUGAGGAGAGGAACCUGCUGUCUGUUGCCUACAAGAACGUGGUCGGGGCACGGAGAUCCGCAUGGAGGGUCAUAUCCAGCAUCGAGCAGAAGACCGAUGGCAGCGACAAAAAGCUGGCGAUGGUCAAGGAGUACCGGGAGAAAGUGGAGUCGGAGCUUAGAGAGAUCUGCAACGACGUAUUGGAACUGCUGAGCAAAUAUUUAAUCGAGAACUCCACACAGGCGGAAAGCAAAGUCUUCUAUCUGAAGAUGAAGGGAGACUACUUCAGAUACUUGGCUGAGGUCGCGGGAGACGACAGGAAAGCAACCAUCGACAACUCUCAGGAAGCCUAUCAGCAGGCCUUUGACAUCAGCAAGAAAGACAUGCAGCCAACGCACCCCAUCCGCCUCGGCCUGGCCCUCAACUUCUCCGUCUUCUUCUACGAGAUUCUCAACUCUCCAGAGCAGGCAUGCUCACUGGCCAAACAGGCUUUUGAUGAGGCCAUCGCAGAGCUCGACACACUGAACGAGGAGUCCUACAAAGACAGCACUCUCAUCAUGCAGCUGCUUAGAGACAAUCUAACAUUAUGGACCUCUGACAAUGCAGCUGAUGAAGGAGAGGCAGGUGAAGGAGGCGAGAACUAAACCUCUUCCUCACCAGAGCUCAUCUCCCCAUUAAGAGGAAACAGAAGAAAAAAAACCUUUUUACACAUCUCCAUUCCUUUUUGCUCCACUUUAAAAGAAAAAAUCUAGCAACUGAAAAAAAACCAAACAAACAAAAAAAAAAACGCCCAUCAGUACUGGAACAAGUGCAACAAAAUUCCAAUCAUUUAGUCUUUUUUGCAUUGCAGCUCAUGGACAAAGAAGCAGAAUUGAGGUAUCCCCCUGCCCCCCCUACCCCCCGCCCCCCAAAAUACUAUUUCUUUUUGGUUUGUGAUUUUUGUCCCGGCCUACCGUGUGUGCGUGUGCGUUCUCUGCUGUAGAAAACUAUGACGUAUGAUUAGCCUCAUUUUUGUAUCGACACUCUUAAUGACUUAGUAAUAAAUAUAAUAGGAUCUUAAUGUUGCUACAGAGAGAAAAAAAAAAAGAAACGGUUGACUCUGCUGUUGGAAAGGCAAAGGGUAACCUGACUAACGGUUUGAAAUGGAAAGCUUGUCUUGUACCAUUUUACUGUAGCUCUUUUUUUGUUUUUUGUUUUCUUUUCCCCUUCAUUUUCUUCUGGUGGUUGGCAGUGUCCAAACGUUAGGAUGUUUUAAACGAAAUCAUAUAAUCAAGAGAAGCAUUCCAAUUUCAGCUCUUCACAGCAGAAUCCUCGGGUUUUAUUGUAGGUCUUACAAUAUAAAGUAGUCUCCAUUUCCUCUUGUAGUGUUAAGAUCAUCAGAUAGAAAGCAUUUGCAUUGGCUAUGUGGAUUUCAUUUUUUGAAAACUAGAGAAUAGAGUUUCCCCACCAUAUGUAAGGAUUUUGACCUUUAUUGGAAAGGAACUUAUUCUUUUGAGUUUCAAUUAGGAUAUAUCAGUGGAGAUCCUAUUGGUAUCACCAAGCCCUAAAGAAAAUUGUAAUCCCACUGAUUGGUUGUCACAAACUGGUCCUAGUUUUUCACUCUGAACAGUUCCUUGUAGUUAGGUCUCUCUCCAGAAGUCUCACAAACACUCCUUUUAGGUCGUGGUACACACUUCACUUGAAGCAUGUCUGAAUAGAAAUACAACAAAAAAAUGUGGGGCUGUCUAGUGACCAAAAAAGUUAAACUUGUUGGAAAAAGUCCUUGCAUGUCUUUAAGAAAAAUUACACUGGAAUGGGAACCAAUGCUGUAUGCACCAAGAUGAAGAGACCAAUAUAGUACUUUUAAACGCAGGCUUAUACACAUUUAUGGACACGGGAGGGGGUUGGUUAGUCCAGUGAUUGUUAGAUUUGGACCACUAUUGUGUUUUUGCUAAUCAUUGAUUGUAGUCCCUAAAAAGCCUUGUGGAAAUGUCUAAUGCCCUAUGUAUCAGUUAUGUAACAUGAAUAAAGAUGUCAUUUUAUAAACCAAAA